AUCUUGUGCUGAUGAUCGCAUCCUCUCUUCACUGUCUCACUCGUUCUCAGAGAGGGUGGAAAUGGACAUUGAUGAAGCACGCUCACAUAGCCAGUCUGUAGCCACAUGUGCACCCAGAAAAGAAAUGGACACUUUGAUAGAGCAAGAUAAUGCAGAGAAGGAGCUGGGGAUGAGUUUGGACACGGUUAAGAAGGCAGUGGAAAUGACGGAUAGAAGGAACGAAGAAUGGGGAGAGAAGAACUAUGAGGAGAGACUGCAACAUCAGUUGGCUUAUAAUGUUUUACAGGUCGAGAUUGUAGAUGGAGAAGACGUGUCCUCAACGUCAUCGAUGACAGCAGACGACGUCGGAUGGACCUGCUGGACCCCCGAUGAGACAACGGCACUCAUCUCUGUAUGGUCGGAUGAACAGAUCCUUCAUAAGAUGGAGGAAAGCUAUAGAAAAAGACAUGUUUACAGUGAGAUAUCGGAGUGUUUAAAGGAGCUUGGUGUCAAAAAGACGACGAAGCAGUGUCACAAUAAGAUUAAAGCCUUGAAGUGGAGAUACAGAGAAACACUGAGGAACCCAAGCAGCCGACCGUGUCCAUUCUUUUCUCAACUGCACAAAUUUCUCGCCGCCACGCCUGACAUGCCCGGUUCCAAGGAAACUGUCAAGGUUUCCGAUGAAGUCGUGUCUUUGAAUCAGGAUGAAGGGCCUGCGGAUGUCGAGUCGGAGCAUCUAAAUGAGGGAAUGGUUUCUAGAAAAGGGAAAGACGAGACCCUCACCAAAAAGCAAACAGAAGAGGGAAAGAGGGAUGAAGCUUUUUGCAGCCCUCAAAGUGACAGCAAGAUGAAAAUCCCCCCCAGGAAACUUUGUCGCAAACAGAUGGUUGAAGAUAUGUCCUCAACAACAUUGGUAGACAAUGAUACACGGACCUGGACCCUGGAGGGGACGAAAGCACUGAUCUCCGUGUGGUCAAACAAACAGGUUCUUCAGAUGAUGGAGCAGAGUUACCGAAAAAAACAUGCGUACUGUGAAGUUUCAGAGCGGCUAAAGAACAUCGGCAUCAAAAGGACGUGGAAGCAGUGCCAAUCAAAGAUGAAGCACAUGAAGCACAGCUACAGACAAGCACUGAGGAACCCAAGCAGUAGUGGCCGAGCGACCUGUCCGUUCUUUUCUGAACUGCACACAUUUCUCGCCGCCAUGCCCGAUAUGCCUGGUUCCAAGGAAACUGUCAAGGUUUCCGAUGAAGUCAUGUCUUCAGAUCAGGAUGAAGGGCCUUCUGUGGAUGUCGAGUCGGAGCAUCUAAAUGAGGAAAUGGUUUCUAGAAAGGGGAAAGACGAGACGCCCACCAGAGAGCAAACGGAAGAGAGAAAGAGGGAUGAAAGUGACAGCCGAAUGAAUAUUGGAAGAAAACGGGCAGUUGAAGAUGUGUCUGAUAUGGAACUAAAGCCCGUAAUGCCGCGAGCCCAAGUUGAUGACAACGGUCUUGUGACAGGUGGUGAUCCUCGUCCUGUUUCCCAUACCACAGGGCAGUCUUCUAAAAGAAGCAAACGUGCCAAAAUAUGCUCCUUAUGUGGGAAGAGUUUUGUUGAAGCAAAGGAUUUUACGACACACAUGAGAACUCACACUGAGCAGAGCCCUCACCAGUGCACCCAGUGUGGCGAAGGCUUUGAAAAUCCGGACGACUUACAAAAACAUUGUCAGAAUGAUUGUGAGGAGAUGAUGAAACAGGAGGUCAAUGAACACCAGCAUGGAAAGGACAGGAUCGCAGGAGAGUCCAGUAAUGCAAGUACUGAUCCAAAAACAUGCCAUCUAUGCCAUGAGACUUUUCAAUUUCAGUAUAUGUUGAGAAGGCAUCUUAUUGUGUUUCACAAAGGCAGAAGACUUUUUAAGUGUCCUCUUUGUCUGAAGGGUUUUGCCUUCCUCAGUGCUUUGAAGAAACACCAGAGUAACAAAAGAGGUUGUCCUACAAGCGACGCCGUCAAAAAAAGGAAGGAGUUGGGGUCAAAAAACCCUUCUGCCCGCAUAACUCCAGGACUUUCCGUAAAUACAAAUCAUUCCAAAACGUGCCCUGUAUGCCAUGCAACUUUUUCACAAACGUCUAGUUUGAAAAGCCACUAUUUUUACCACCAUGCCCCAGACAAAAGCCGCUUCAAGUGUCCCCGAUGUUUGAAGGCUUUUGUAUCCCACAGUCAAAGGAAGAGACACCAGCAGAGCAAAAGAGGUUGUCGGUUAGAGAGAAGUCACAAAAAUGGGAGUAGACCAGCAUGGUCGCUGGCUCUUAGGGAAAAGAAUAAUGAGAUUCCUCAGCCUUCCAGUACAGCAACCCAGGAACCAACAACCUCUCAAGUUCCCACCACUAUAGCACAGUCCUCUAAUAAAAAGACAAUUCCCAAAGCAUGUCCUGUAUGCCAGAAGACUUUUAAAUUUGAAGCAACCAUGGUAAGGCACAUUGCUUCUCACCAAAAGGAAAGUCUCAACAAGUGCCCUGACAUUUUGAAGUGUACCUUUUGUGAAGAGAUAUUUUCUCAGGGCAUGGACCUGAAGAGCCACUACAGUCGUACUCAUCAAUUUACGGGACCGUUCCCAUGCCCUUCUUGUCAGAAGACUUUUGUUUCAUUAACUGAGCUGCGCUUACAUCAGAGAAAUGAGUCCACUCCUUACCAAUGCUCAGUGUGCCAGCGACUAUUCCGAACACAGUAUACCCUAACUAUUCACGAGCGAAUUCACACAGGGGAGAAACCGUUCCUCUGCGCCGAGUGUGGAAAGGGUUUCCGGAGUGAAAAACUACUACAAUCACACUCUAAGAGUCAUGUUGAGGGAAAACCCCACUCUUGCUCCACUUGUGGGAAAAGGUUCCAGAGAAGAGAGCUAUUAAAACAACACAUGUUACAUCACAAAGAUGCCGCUUUCAUCUGCCCAGACUGUGGGAAGAAGUUUUUUCAGUUGGUAUGGUUAAGAAGGCAUAUGUUAAUCCACACUGGCGAGAGACCGUUCCUCUGUGAUCUCUGCGGGAAGGGUUUCAAAUCUACAGCUGAAUUGAGGAUACACACCCGGACACACACUGGAGAACGGCCAUUCAAGUGCCAAGAAUGUGGAAAAGGUUGUAGGCAGAAGAGUGAGCUGCAGGAGCAUCUACGGAGACACACAGGGGAGAGGCCGUAUCCGUGCACCGUGUGCGAUAAACGCUUUUAUGUCAGCAAAGAUAGAAAACGACAUAUGCUCAUCCAUACUGGAGAGAAGCCGUUCAAAUGUCAAGCAUGUGGCCUGGCUUUCAACCGUAGAACACUUUUGAGGGUACACCAAAAAAACAAGUUGUGUUUAUAUAGCCAUACAAGUCCCCUACAUUAUACACCCCUACAUUACACAUCAUUGUAAUGUUGGGGAUUUGUGGUCCUCGAUCAGUGUUUGGAUUCAUGAAAGUAAUCUGCUCCUUACAUUUGAGAAUAGUAAUUGUUACGUUACAUAUUACUCGUUAUCAUAUGAGCGAAGCCCCACCGAGGCGCUUUGCUCAGUGCUGAAUCCUUCAUUCACAAUUGGCAAUUGAUAGCCUAAUAUUGUCACCCAUCAGGCUAUUGAAUUUAAUCUGUUUUUUAGGCUACAUCUAUUAUAUGUGUGAAAUUAGUUUCCAUCUGCCAUUAGUCAACUGUCGGGUGAAGGAAGGGCAGUGGGGGCAAACUAAGUCCUCCUAAGCAAGGCUAACGAAAUUCAGUGUAGUCCGAAAUGAUUGACACCCUUGAUAAAGAUGAGCAAAAAUGACAAAAAUAUAUAAUUGAAAUACUGAGCUAUAUUGUAUGUUAAAAAAGAAAAAAAAGGGAAAUAUUAUUUUAUACAAUUGCUCACAUGAGAUUUUGUUUAACAAUUCAUUUAUUUUUUAAAGGUAGGGGUCAAAAUGAAUUCCUCACGUUCAUUCCAGAUCCUUGAUAUCCUUCGUCUGCGUUUAUGGACCGCCCUCUUCAAUUCCAACCAUAGGUUUUCAAUGGGUUUCAAUUGCAAAAUGGCAUUAUACUUGGAAAGAUAGUUUAAUCUGUGGACAUUUGAGGCUUGAAGAAUGAUUGAUGGAUUGGCCACUGUGGGUGAUAAUCCAGGAUUUGCAGAAAGAGAAAAUUAGGAAUGUACAGUACGAGUCAAAAGUUUGGACAAACCUAC
Messenger RNA from Salvelinus namaycush (lake trout), 4129 nucleotides. Its product is annotated as zinc finger protein 14-like. The transcript is spliced from 2 exons. The record is from RefSeq and is a predicted model, not a curated record. Bases 62 to 3358 code for a protein of 1098 amino acids. Lineage: Eukaryota; Metazoa; Chordata; Actinopteri; Salmoniformes; Salmonidae.